AUGGACGCAAAGAGGCAGGUGGUUAACUUCGGCGCGGGACCCGCUAAGCUACCGCGCUCGGUAUUGCUAGAAGCACAGAAAGAAUUGGUGGACUACAAAGGACUUGGUAUAAGUGUACUUGAAAUGAGCCAUAGGACAUCUGAUUUCUCAAAAAUUAUAAACACAGCUGAAAAUCUCUUACGUGAAUUGCUAAAUAUUCCAGAAAACUACAAAGUCAUUUUCCUCCAAGGGGGUGGGUCUGGUCAGUUCAGUGCUGUUCCACUUAACCUUAUUGGACUAAAAGAAGGAAGAUGUGCAGAUUAUGUGGUUACUGGAGCUUGGUCAGCAAAGGCAGCUAAGGAGGCAGAGAAAUAUGCCAAAGUGAACAUUGUUCAUCCUAAACUUGGAAGUUACACAAAAAUUCCUGACACAAGCAGCUGGAAUCUUAAACCGGAUGCCUCUUAUGUCUACUACUGUGCUAAUGAGACUGUUCAUGGUGUGGAGUUUGACUUUGUACCUGAUGUCAGAGGAACAGUCUUGGUGUGUGAUAUGUCAUCAAAUUUCUUGUCCAGACCAGUAGAUGUUUCCAAGUUUGGUGUCAUUUUUGCUGGUGCCCAGAAGAACGCUGGCUGUGCUGGAGUAACUGUGGUAAUAGUGCGCGAGGAUUUGCUGGGCUUUGCACUUAAAGAAUGCCCUAUAGUAUUGGACUACAAAGUACAAGCAGGAAAUGGCUCAUUAUAUAACACUCCUCCAUGCUACAGUAUCUAUAUCAUGAGUUUGGUCCUGGAAUGGAUAAAGAACAAUGGUGGGACUCCAGCUAUGGAUAAACAGAGUUCAAUCAAAUCACAAAUGAUUUAUGACAUUAUUGAUGAAUCCAAUGGAUUCUAUGUAUGCCCUGUGGAGAAAAAGAGCCAAAGCAGAAUGAAUAUUCCAUUCCGCAUUGGCAAUAUUAAGGGUGAUGAAGCGCUGGAAAAGAAAUUCCUUGAUAAAGCUGUGGAAUUGAAUAUGAUCUCUCUGAAAGGACAUCGAUCUGUGGGAGGAAUACGUGCUUCUUUAUAUAAUGCUGUGACAAUAGAAGAUGUUCAGAAGCUUGCAACAUUCAUGAGAAGCUUCAUGCAGAUGCAUCAGCCAUGA
Molecule: messenger RNA, 1113 nt
Organism: Emys orbicularis (European pond turtle)
Lineage: Eukaryota; Metazoa; Chordata; Testudines; Emydidae
Gene: PSAT1
Product: phosphoserine aminotransferase 1
Exons: 9
Coding region: 1-1113 (370 amino acids)
Biological process (GO): L-serine biosynthetic process
Cellular component (GO): cytoplasm
Molecular function (GO): pyridoxal phosphate binding; O-phospho-L-serine:2-oxoglutarate transaminase activity
Source: RefSeq, a predicted model, not a curated record